Messenger RNA from Elaeis guineensis (African oil palm), 2985 nucleotides. Lineage: Eukaryota; Viridiplantae; Streptophyta; Magnoliopsida; Arecales; Arecaceae. The record is from RefSeq and is a predicted model, not a curated record.
GAUAUGUUAGCAGAGAAAGAUUCCGUAAUGGAAAUGGAAGAGGGAGAUACUUCGGAGGAAGAGGCCCCCGAGGAAGAAAUGGAAGACCCUGAAGAAGAAUCUUUUGAAGAAGAACCACAAGAAGUGCAGGAGCUUUCACAAAAGUUAAAGGAGGUAGAGGAGGAAGUAGAAGAAGAGGAAGAGGUAGAGGAGGUAGGGGAAGAAGCACUGGAGGAAGUCGAAGAAGAGGAAGAGGUAGAGGAAGAAGAGUUGGAGGAAUUCGAAGAAGAGGAAGAGGAAAAUGAGUUGGAGGAAGUUGAAGAGGAGGAGGAGGAUGAAGAGGAGGGAGGAGAGGAAUAUGGAGGAGAGAAAAUAAUGGAGCAACUUGAUGAUCUGGAAGAGGAGGUGGUUAAAGAGGUUCCUGAGCCGAUUAAACAGAAGAAGAAGCAGAAGGAAUUUGAGGUUUUCGUGGGGGGUCUGCCGAGGGAUGCGACAGAGGGGGAUUUGCAGGAGGCUUUAAAGAAGGCAGGAGAAGUCAUUGAGGUAAGGCUAGCGAAGAUACGCCGCACGAAUAAGAACAAAGGUUUCGGUUUUGUGAGGUUUGCAACUAUCGAUCAGGCAAAGAAGGCUGCCAAUGAGCUUAAGCACAUACAGAUAAAAGGUAAAUCAUGUGGAGUAAGGAAGAGCGAUGACAAUGAAACCCUUCACCUAGCGAACAUAUGCACUACUUGGACAAAAGAUAAAUUAGUUGAGAAAUUGAAAACUUUCAAACUGGAAAACCUUGAAGAAGUUCAUCUGAUAGAGGAUCCUUAUAAUGAAGGGAAAAAUAGAGGCUAUGCAUUUCUUGAUUUCAGCACCCAUUUGGAUGCUGUAGCAGCUUGCAUUAAAUUACAUAAAAGAAAUGUUUACUUUGGUACAGAUGUCAGAGCUGAAGUCUCUUUUUCCAAGACUAUAGAGCCAGAUGGAGAGGUCAUGGCCCAGGUAAAGUCUGUUUUUGUUGAUGGUUUGCCUGCUUCUUGGGAUGAAACCCAAGUGCGACAACAGUUCAAGAAGUUUGGUGAAAUUGAAAGUGUCCAGCUUGCUUGGAAUAUGCUCACAUCCAAGCACAAAGAUUUUGGUUUUGUCAGCUUUACAACAAGGCAAGCAGCACUGGAUUGCAUGGAGAAGGUCAACAAAGAUGGUAUAGGUGAAGGAGAUCGGAAGGUCUUAGUGAAGGUUACUUUGAAAAAGCCUUUGCUGGGAAGGAGACCUGCAACAAUGGGUGUUAGGAAAGGACCCAUAUUUAAAAGAUUUGGCAGGGAUUUACAUUCACAUGGAUCUGGUCAUUCUCUUUCUGGUAGACAUGCAAAAUCACAUAAUAGAUAUUCUUUUAGAGGACUUGGUGGGAGAAGACUUGGUGACAGGUCUAGGGGCCUCGAUAGUUAUUCUUCUAGAGGAGUUGGUGUUAAGGGUCAGCUGUCUCCACCCACAGGGAAACACAGUCCUUGGUAUAGGAAGAAAAUUGCUAGGGAUGUAUCUGCUGUCAGCCGCAGAAUUUCUAGAGAUCUUUAUUCAGGGAGCAGUUCAUCAGGCAGAUAUGCACUUGAGAGUUACCAAGAUAUGCCAACUGCUUAUUCCCAAUCUAGGGGACUGGAUGCUGAAGCUAAUGUCCAUGACUGUUGAUUUGAAUGCCGCGAGACUUAUGAUUAUCCUGCAGUAUCUGGAUAUAAGCGUUCCUACUCUGAGUUAGAUCGUUACUUGUUGGCAUCAAGCUCCUUGACAAGUUGGGGUAGAAGCAGAUCAGAUUUGGAAGCGGGUGCUUAUUCUCACCAGGGUGGUUCUGCAUAUGAUGGGUAUUCCAGGUUCCUGCCAGAUGAGCGGCUUGGCUAUGAUAGAAAGGAGUAUUCAAGCAGGGAAUAUGGAAAUAGAUAUUUUUCUGGAACUGGUGCCUAUAGAUCAUACUAUUGAAAAGAGAUAUCCGUACUCAAGAUCAUACAUUGACAUGUAUAUCAGGGAAACAAAUUACAAGAAGUGUUUUCAGCUUUUACCUGGAUGACUGCAGCCAUCAAGCCAGAUCAGAUUGAUAUCUGCAAUCCUUUACCUGCUCUUUGAGGGGCUUCAAACUUUAUUAGCAAAUUGGGUGGCAGCACCUGCUUCAGGAUUAAAGUCUGCUCAUGUUAUUGAGGCGCGACAAGUGUAGAUACAUUUCUUUCAUUUGGUAGUGCUAAAGGGGUUUUUAGCUUGUAAUCAGCACUUUUUUAGCUGGGUGUAUGGGGAAUUUUCUGCAGGGAGAAAGCUUAUCAGUUUCUCUGGGUGAAGCUCACUUGUGUAUCCUACAUGGUCACAUUGCAAAGAGUUUUAGCAGUAGAGCUUCACAUUUUUAUGGUUCAUUAUUUUCCUUUGAAGCAAUUAGUGAAAAGUUUAAAGCUGAUCUCUUCAAAUGUAGGAAAAAACUAGUUCAUCUCCUAUGAUGAUACCCUCAUGGGAGUAUGGGACUCUCAGUUCUGUUACUAUCAUCGGCUGUCUGGUGCAGUGUUUCCAAAACCAGAAAACCGGAAGUCUCAGUAGGGUUACUGGCUGAACUGCCAUAGAACCAGCGACGUGUGACUGGAUGCUGAUGACCAGUUUAAUAAGUGGUCUAGUAUUUUUCUGGCUUGGUAAUCCUUUUCUAUCGCAGAUGGAAUUAUAUGGUUGCCAUCGGGAGAACCUGCCUGCAUGAGUAUGGCAUGUCUCCCUUUUCACCGCAAUGAACAGGUUUAAAUAUAUUAAGUUUUCACUGCACUUAGCUAUAAGAAAAAUUUGGGUUUGUAUAAGCAGUCUCAUGUUGUCAAUGUCUAGCUUCACUAAUUUAUGUGUCCAGGAUUAAUUCAAAAGAUAUUUUAGGUUAAGAUAAUAGCUUAAUCAGUUCGAUUGAAAGGUUGUGAUUUUGCUGAGCUUGAUCAAGUCUGGGUAUGAUAAAGUAUUCAUGGUUGGCUCGAAAUUAAUUAUGAAACUUGAAAAUUGAGAUGAAACUAAGUUUGUUUAUUA